Messenger RNA from Myxocyprinus asiaticus (Chinese sucker), 2581 nucleotides. RefSeq names its product info solute carrier family 35 member F2, like (gene slc35f2l). The record is from RefSeq and is a predicted model, not a curated record. Gene Ontology annotation, cellular component: membrane. The transcript has 13 exons. Gene Ontology annotation, biological process: transmembrane transport. Bases 584 to 1756 code for a protein of 390 amino acids. NCBI's taxonomy places the organism in Eukaryota, Metazoa, Chordata, Actinopteri, Cypriniformes, Catostomidae. Gene Ontology annotation, molecular function: transmembrane transporter activity.
CAUGAAUCACACUGAAGGCUUAGACUAAAAAUGCAUAGCCUGCCACUGUCGGCAGGGCAUUUGAUUCCUGGAGGGACCUUCGUUCGGUUUUGGGGAUCAAUACCGACCCUGAAUUGGCGUUCUUCUUAUUGGACAGAAGAAAGAACAUCAUAUACAUCUCGGAUGGCAUGAGGGAAGAGACUGCAUCUGGGACUGGAACACGAUGGCUCUGACAGGCAUCGAUUACUUCCAGAGAAGUGAGAUGCACAAGUUAUCUACGGAAGCACAUAAGUAAAAUGAUAAAUAAACCCGUAAAUGAACAAGAGUGAGAGCUUUAAUCGAGGACGGUGUAUCAAACUGGUUGUUGGCAUCUCAUGAAACAGCUGAUGACACAGUAGCUUACUGUAAACAGUUGCUUUAUUCCCCUGUAUCCUGUGCUGACGUGCUACUUCUAUGUCACGCGCGGGAAGAGUAUGAAUUAUUGGCGCCAUCUGUUGCACUGGAGACUCAUCACAAGAGCUCAGAUCAAAAUGACUGUAAAUGAUUGAUCUUGUUACUUUCUGAAAGCUCUCUGAAAUGAAUGAGACUGUAGAAGAGACGCAAGAUGCCUCAAGACCAGAUGAACACUCUCUGCUAUAAAAUUAGAGAAAGAUUCCCCAAGUUAGGGAGUAUUUUCACAUGGCAACUACUCAAAACUCUGCUGAUGGGACAGGGCCUUUCAGCACUGAUCUGUGGAACUGCUGUAACAUCUCAGUAUCUGGCUUCUAUUUACUGCCUGAAUACACCCAUGCUGCAGAGCUUCCUUAAUUAUAGCCUCCUGUGCAUCACUUACACCAUGGCACUGAUCUUCAGAAGAGGUGAUGGCAAUAUUUUCCAGAUAUUAAAGACCAGAUGGUGGAAGUAUUUCUUGUUGGGACUAACAGAUGUGGAGGCUAAUUAUGCAGUCGUAAAAGCUUACCAGUAUACAACAUUAACCAGCAUUCAGCUGCUGGAUUGCUUUGUUAUCCCGGUUCUGAUGAUCCUGUCCUGUUUCUUUCUAAAGACCCGCUAUAGAAUAAUUCACUAUGUGGCUGUAUGUGUAUGUCUGGCUGGUGUGGGAGCCAUGGUGGGGGCAGACAUCCUUGCUGGCCAGGACCAGGGAUCUACAAGUGACAUUCUCCUUGGGGAUGGUCUGGUUCUCGUCAGUGCUACUCUGUAUGCUGUCUCUAACGUGUGCCAAGAGUACACAGUGAAGAACUUGAGCAGGGUGGAAUUUCUUGGCAUGGUUGGGCUCUUCGGAACAAUUAUUAGUGCAAUACAACUAGGCAUUCUCGAAUAUAAUGAAGUGUCUAAAAUUCAGUGGACGUGGCAAAUUGCACUUGUCUUGGUUGGAUAUGCGCUAUGCAUGUAUGCCUUCUAUAGCUUUAUGCCUGUGGUGGUAAAGAUGACCAGUGCCACAGCGGCCAAUCUUUCCCUGCUCACUGGAGACCUCUUCAGCCUGUUUUGUGGGCUCUUUUUGUUCCAAUAUACUUUUUCAGGACUAUAUAUUGUCUCAUUGGUGGUGAUCCUAACUGGAUUCAUCAUGUUUAAUGCUGUCCCUACACUGAACCUAGCUCUCGCCCCAGUGUCUGACGAGGAAGGUUAUGACAAUCAUGCCGCUGAGCUUGAUAACGAGAGCACUCAAGGCUGUGUCGAGGAGAUAAUCUUUGAAAACACAGAGCUAGAGAGAGAUCAAUUCAAGAACUGGCUAAAUGAAGGGCAGCCAGCAUGUGUUGUCAUAAGAAGUGCUAAAAUGUAGCCUUAAUAAAUCAAGCACAUUAAUCAGAAUGGUAAAAUAGACCAUAGACCUUUUUUAAAUAGUUACUUUAUCAUUAUAUUUUAAUAUUGGUCUAUUGAUUCAAGUGUGUCAAUCUCACAAUGGUGAGAAUCACUUACAUUUGUGUUACAAGGAUAUAACUACUUAUUAAUAACAUUUAGUACAUGUUCUUGUCACAUCACAUUUUUGUGUUUAAGCAGCUAAAUUUUAUUAUUAUUGCUUGAGCAAACUGAUAUUUAUGGCACAGGAGGCCUUCAUCGUUUCUUUAAACGUAUAUUCAAACACAAGAUUGUCUGUUUCCUUUAUAUCAGUGUAACAGAAGAACUGUGUUUAUGUUGAUUACUUUGAAAGAGUUCAGAAAUCCAGUGAGAUUUUACAGCUUAGAUGGGGGAAGAUAAAAAUACUGGACCUACAUUUGAUAAUGUUGUAAAGAUUACAAACAUAAUGUAUAACAAAAUUAUUAGAACUACGUUAAUGGUCCUAAAAUUAACUGUAAAUGCUCCAUUUCUCCUGAAAUAGGUCAUUGCUCUCAAAGUAGAAAACACUGAAAAAUGUAUUGUCAAAGUCAUCAUAAAGCAACCAACACAGCAUACAGAGACCUUGAUGACAAUGUGUAAAAAUGAAAAAAUGUACAUAAUUCUUCAGUCAUAACAAAGCAUUAAAAUAAUAUGAAAUUUAUAUAUUACUGUAAACUUCAUGGAUUGCAAAACUGAACAGAGAAACUUUUUGUUUCAUAAAUGUUUCUGUCGUUUUUAAUCAUGUCCAUAUUGUGUUUGUGUCUACAAUAAAAGAAUUACUGCACCAUUA